AUGACCAGUUCCAAAGAGGCUGAGUUUGGCUUGCCUUCAGAGUCGCGAGGCGGAGCAUAUAGUGCGUCUGAGAUUGAACGGCUGGGACGCGAACGACCAGCCAUCUUCAAGUCGAUAUGGGUUGAAAUCGGUUUCUGUUUUGCCCUUCUUGGGUCGAUGUUUGUUGCAGAGUACUUGAUCUCUGGUUUCAACAUCCUUCUUCCGUCAUUGACGGUUGCACUCAACAUUCCAAAACAGGCAGAGACGUGGCCUGCCAGCGUCUUCUCGUUGGUCACCGGCGCCUUCCUUCUACCUGCCGGUCGACUGGCUGAUAUGUAUGGCGGAUACCUCGUCUUCGUCAGUGGUCUUGUAUGGCUUCUGGUGUGGACUAUCGUGGCUGGGGCCAGCCAGAACUACAUCAUGCUCAUAUUUUGUCGAGCUCUCCAAGGCUUUGGACCCGCAGCGUUCCUGCCAUCUGGUAUCAUGCUUCUGGGUAGUAUUUAUCGUCCAGGGCCGCGAAAAAACCUUGUCUUCAGCCUCUACGGCGCUUUUGCCCCUGUCGGCUUCUUCACUGGCAUUUUUUUCGCUGGCGUCUCUGCCCAAUUUACGACAUGGCGGUGGUUCUUCUUUAUUGGUGCCAUCAUCCUCGCCAUCGUUGGAGUGGUGUCAUACCUUUGUAUCCCGAAUAGACCUGAGGAUAAGCACGGAAAGGGUGUUAAGAUGGAUUGGUGGGGAUUGGCCACCGUGGUUCCAGGUCUUGUCCUGGUCAUUUACGCUCUGACAGAUGGUAGCCAUGCACCACAAGGCUGGGCCACGCCUUAUAUCCCAGCCACAUUCAUUCUCGGCUGGAUAUUCCUCGGCGCUUUUGUCUACAUCGAGGGCUGGGUGGCCGAGCAACCACUUCUCCCUGGCGACAUGUUCCACGUCAAGGGCAUGAGAUGGCUCGCAACAGCCCUCUUCUUUCAGUACGGUACAUUCGGUAUCUUCUUGUUUUACGCUUCUUUCUACAUCGAGGAAGUUGUUGGCGCCAAACCGCUUCUGACUGCCGCCUGGUUCACACCCAUGUGUGUUGGCGGCUUGGUCCUUGUUACUGUCGGUGGUCUCGUCCUACAUCUUCUUCCUGGCCGCAUACUCCUCCUUAUCAGCGGCACUGCCUAUAUUCUUUCUACUCUUCUCUUCGCCAUUCUACCGGUCAAGUUCAAUUACUGGGCAUAUUGCUUUCCUGCUAUGAUCUGUGCCACGCUUGGUAUCGACAUCACAUACAACGUCAGCAACAUCUUCAUUACAACGUCCAUGCCGAAGAAUCGACAAGGGCUAGCUGGUGCCUUCAUGAAUAGUCUGCUAUUUCUCGGCAUUGCGGUCUUCUUAAGUUUUGCAGAUCUGGCUGUCAGCGAAACGGAAGACAGAGGCCCACAGGAGAGCUACAAGAUUGCCUUCUGGCUCGCAACAGCGCUGUCCAGCGCAGGUCUGAUCCUUAUGUUCUUGGGUGUAAAGAUUGGCAAGGCCUCGAGCGACUUGACUAUAGAAGAGAGACAGGAGCUAGAGAACGAGUUGACAAGGAGAAACACAAACACAAACACGAGCAGCGCAUGA
Messenger RNA from Ascochyta rabiei, 1572 nucleotides. RefSeq lists its product as uncharacterized. The transcript is spliced from 2 exons. NCBI's taxonomy places the organism in Eukaryota, Fungi, Ascomycota, Dothideomycetes, Pleosporales, Didymellaceae. Gene Ontology annotation, molecular function: transmembrane transporter activity. Gene Ontology annotation, biological process: transmembrane transport. Bases 1 to 1572 code for a protein of 523 amino acids. Gene Ontology annotation, cellular component: membrane. The record is from RefSeq and is a predicted model, not a curated record.